AUGCACAGCGGAGGUUCGUCCUUCGGCAGGCUCUCCAAGCUGAGGAGUUCGACACAUCCGACAUUCCGACUUCUCGGAAUCGGAAGCUUAGCUAAGAGUAAACCACUGCUAAGAUUCACCACCGUCUUGGCAAAAUGUCGGAAGGAUACUCACUGCCUCAGUACCCUGUACACUGGGCCCUGCCGUCUCACACGUCGGACGGCAUGGAACCGUGCGAGAACAGUGUCCACAGACGCUGACCUACAUGCCCUUCUCGGAACUGCAGAGCGUAUCAAAUUUCGCAUGAUUGCUCUGGAGGAGACCAAGUGCAGAAGGAGCAACGUACGACAGAUGAAUGACGGUACACUCGUCAUUCGUGGAGAGAAGGUUCCGUCGCGAAAUGUAGGCGGUGUUUGUUCUGUUGUGCACCCAUCUGUCGUCCAUCUUGUUGAUUCUCACGAGAUCCUGUCACCUCGUCUGGCCAUUCUUCGCGUCCGCCCGCUGCGCUAA
Messenger RNA from Necator americanus (New World hookworm), 489 nucleotides. RefSeq lists its product as uncharacterized. The coding region runs from base 1 to 489 and encodes 162 amino acids. The transcript is spliced from 3 exons. NCBI's taxonomy places the organism in Eukaryota, Metazoa, Nematoda, Chromadorea, Rhabditida, Ancylostomatidae. The record is from RefSeq and is a predicted model, not a curated record.